AUGGCGACUACGGUGGACAAGAUUAAGGCCGUGGAGGAGGAGAUGGCUAAGACGCAGAAGAAUAAGGCGACAUCGUUUCACUUGGGUCAACUCAAAGCCAAGCUUGCGAAGUUGAAAAGGGAGUUGCUCACGCCAUCGAGCAGCGGUGGCGGCGGCGGAGUUGGAUUCGACGUUGCAAGAACCGGAGUUGCAAGUGUGGGCUUCAUCGGCUUUCCGUCUGUGGGCAAGAGCACACUCAUGAGUCGCUUGACGGGUCAGCACAGUGAGGCAGCCGCAUAUGAGUUUACAACCCUUACGACGGUGCCUGGUCAGGUUUUAUACAAUGGCGCGAAGAUCCAGAUGCUGGACUUACCUGGUAUCAUUCAAGGCGCGAAGGACGGCAAAGGCAGAGGUCGGCAGGUGAUUGCGGUGGCGAAGACUUGCCAUCUCAUAUUUAUUGUGCUCGACGUCAACAAACCUUUGACGGACAAGCGCAUUAUCGAGAACGAACUGGAAGGCUUCGGCAUUCGGGUGAACAAGGAGCCACCCAACAUCAAGAUCACGAAGAAGGACAAGGGUGGCAUUUCUAUCACGAGCACCGUGGCUCUUACGCACAUUGACAACGAUGAAAUCAAAGCUGUCAUGAACGAGUACCGUAUGGCGAAUUGCGACAUUGCCAUAAGAUGCGACGCCACCAUCGACGACCUGAUUGAUGUGAUUGAGGCGAAAGCCAGGGCUUACAUCCCCGUCAUAUACGCCUUGAACAAGAUCGACGCCAUCUCUAUAGAGGAGCUGGACCUCUUAUACCGUAUUCCGAAUGCUUGUCCGAUCAGCAGCGAGCACGGCUGGAACGUCGACGAGUUGAUGGAGCAGAUGUGGGAGAAGCUCAAACUGAAGCGUAUCUACACGAAGCCUAAGGGGAAGCUGCCGGAUUAUAGUGCGCCGGUCGUGCUUCGCUCCGGUAGGGAUACGGUCGAAGACUUCUGCAACGCGAUUCACAAGACCAUCGUCGAGCAGUUCAGGAUCGCCAUUGUAUACGGACGCAGUGUCAAACACCAACCGCAGAGGGUUGGCUUAACGCACGUGCUGGAAGACGAGGACAUCAUCACCAUCAUCAAGAAGUGA
Molecule: messenger RNA, 1104 nt
Organism: Baudoinia panamericana UAMH 10762
Lineage: Eukaryota; Fungi; Ascomycota; Dothideomycetes; Mycosphaerellales; Teratosphaeriaceae
Exons: 2
Coding region: 1-1104 (367 amino acids)
Biological process (GO): cytoplasmic translation
Cellular component (GO): cytoplasm
Molecular function (GO): GTP binding; GTPase activity
Source: RefSeq, a predicted model, not a curated record